AUGGGGAAGAUAACAACUAGUGAUACUAAAACAAAACAACGUCAUAAUCCAUUAUUAAAAGAUAUUUCAUCCCAAGGUGGGAAUUUAAGAACCGUUCCAAGAUCAUCAUCAUCAUCAUCAUCACAAAAGAAGAAAUCAUCAAAGAAACAAAGACAUAACGAUGAAGACGACGAAGAAAAUGGUGGCGGUGAAGGAUUUUUAGAUGCUUCUAGUUCAAGAAAGAUUUUACAAUUGGCAAAAGAACAACAAGAUGAACUUGAACAAGAAGAUGAAAUACAAAAUAAACCUUCAUUUGCUCAAUCAUUUAAAAAUCAACAAAUAGAUAGUGAAGAAGAAGAAGAGGAAGAUGAGUAUUCAGAUUUUGAAGAAGAAGAAGAAGUUGAAGAGAUAGUAUAUGAUGAAGAAGAUGCAGAAGUUGAUCCCAAAGAUGCAGAAUUAUUUAAUAAAUAUUUCCAAUCCAACGGUGAAGCUAAUAAUAAUGAUGAUGAUAAUUCAUUUCAACCAACAAUAAAUUUAGCUGAUAAAAUCUUAGCCAAAAUUCAAGAAAAAGAAUCCCAACAACAACAACAACAACAAAGCUCUCCAGAUAAUAGUAAUGAAGAUGCCGUAUUGUUACCACCAAAAGUCAUUUUAGCUUAUGAAAAAAUUGGUCAAAUUUUAUCAACUUAUACUCAUGGGAAAUUACCUAAAUUAUUUAAAAUUUUACCAAGUUUAAAAAAUUGGCAAGAUGUAUUAUACGUGACAAAUCCAAAUAGUUGGACUCCUCAUGCCACAUAUGAAGCAACUAAAUUAUUUGUGUCGAAUUUAUCAAGUAAUGAAGCUACAGUUUUCAUUGAAACUAUCUUGUUGCCACGAUUCCGUGAUUCUAUUGAAAAUUCCGAUGAUCAUUCAUUAAAUUAUCAUAUUUAUCGAGCAUUAAAAAAAUCAUUAUAUAAACCAGGAGCUUUUUUCAAAGGGUUCUUGUUACCUUUAGUCGAUGGUUAUUGUUCUGUACGUGAAGCCACUAUUGCUGCUUCAGUGUUAACUAAAGUUUCUGUCCCUGUUUUACAUUCAUCAGUUGCAUUAACUCAAUUAUUAACUAGAGAUUUUAAUCCUGCUACAACGGUUUUCAUUAGAGUUUUAAUUGAAAAAAAAUAUGCUUUACCUUAUCAAACUUUAGAUGAAUUAGUAUUUUAUUUCAUGAGAUUUAGAAAUGCUACUAUUAAUCAAGAUGAAAAUAUGGAAAAUAUGGAUAUUGAUCAAGAAAAAACCACCAAAGUCAAUAAUGGUCCUCAAUUACCAGUGGUAUGGCAUAAAGCAUUCUUAUCAUUUGCUACUCGUUAUAAAAAUGAUCUUACUGAUGAUCAAAAAGAUUUCUUAUUAGAAACAGUAAGACAAAGAUUUCAUCCUCUAAUUGGUCCUGAAAUUCGUAGAGAAUUACUAAGUUAG
Candida albicans SC5314 is the source of this 1428-nucleotide messenger RNA. RefSeq names its product snoRNA-binding rRNA-processing protein (gene ENP1). The coding region runs from base 1 to 1428 and encodes 475 amino acids. Gene Ontology annotation, cellular component: nucleolus; preribosome, small subunit precursor; cytoplasm. Lineage: Eukaryota; Fungi; Ascomycota; Pichiomycetes; Serinales; Debaryomycetaceae. Gene Ontology annotation, molecular function: snoRNA binding. The record is from RefSeq and is a predicted model, not a curated record. The transcript has a single exon. Gene Ontology annotation, biological process: rRNA processing.